AUGACUACCACUCAAAAAUGGAACACAAUUCUCGCAAUCACUCAGCUGUUGGUGUGCCUCUUAGGAAUUAUUCUUAAUGGCAUCGUGAUGUUCACAAUUUUCCGAAAUAAGCACAGGCGGAUAUCAGCGCAGACGUAUCUCAUCUUCAGUAUUGCAGUGAGCGAUUUUCUCUCGUGUGCGUCGGCUGUUCCUCUCUCGAUAGCAAAGUACUUCUUAAAAGAAUGGCCCUUUGGUAAGGCUGGUUGUCAAGCUUACGCCUUUUUGAUAUUUUUACUGACCCUGGUUUCCAUUACUCACUUGGCCUGUAUUUCAGCUGGAAAGUAUCUUACUAUCACUAGAUCUCUUUCAAGGGACUCUUACUUUAACACGAAAAAAGUACUACUCAUAAUCUUGGCCUCUUGGAUUUUCUCACUUUGCUUCAGUUUGGCACCUUUGGUAGGAUGGUCAGGGUAUGGUUUGGAAGGAACAAACAUAACGUGCUCAAUCAAAUGGCAUUCAUCUCAUCCAACUGAUAAGGCAUACUUUGGAGUUGUCAUUUUUACCUGUUAUCUUUUACCCUUGGCUGUGAUCAUGUUUUGCUACUUCAAAAUCCACAAAGUUUCCAAACAUAUUAUACAAAAUACUCAUCAAAUGAGUGGGCUGGCCAUGACCGCCACGCAAGUGCUUUUGAAGAAGCAUCGCAAGUCAGCCAUGUACUUUCUCGCCAUCAUCGCUGCUUUUGUAAUUCCUUGGACGCCUUACAUCACAAUUGCCUCCCUUCUGGUGCUGGGUAAACUUAUCAAUCCUGUAGCUAUCAGUGCAAGUAAGGUUUUUGCAAAAGUUUCGUUUUUCUUAAACCCAAUGUUAUAUGCCAUUUUCCACCGCAGGUUUAGACGGCGUUUUAUUUUAUCAGUUCCUAGAUCGAGACGAGUUGUGGUGAGUCCUAUCGGUUUACCAUCAGUUUCGCGAACUUUAGCGCUUUGA
This is a messenger RNA of Pocillopora verrucosa, 963 nucleotides long. Its product is annotated as melanopsin-B-like. Gene Ontology annotation, cellular component: plasma membrane. Gene Ontology annotation, biological process: phototransduction; G protein-coupled receptor signaling pathway; cellular response to light stimulus. The record is from RefSeq and is a predicted model, not a curated record. NCBI's taxonomy places the organism in Eukaryota, Metazoa, Cnidaria, Anthozoa, Scleractinia, Pocilloporidae. Gene Ontology annotation, molecular function: G protein-coupled photoreceptor activity.